UAGCGUCGGAGAGAGGCCAUUCAAGUCUGAUGAGAAGUUCCGAGAAUCCUAUUUCUGAUUUUGAUUUGCAUGGAGAUAGAAUAUAUUCAGUGGAUAAGCAUCAGAUAUUUUCAUUCAUAAAUAAAUGCUGACCGCCACUGUUGGCGUGGUUGCGGUGAAUGGAGCCUGGCUUUAAUACAUUAACUGCUAACGGUCUCAUCUCAAUGCAGAACACCUUCUAAUUAUUACAGAUUUCAACCAUCUAACGCAGUGAGGCAACAGCAGCAAGAUGUCCCUUAUACAACGUUUACAACAGCUACAGGGAGAGGGGCUACAGAAGCUCCAAGCAUUGUACAUGAACACUCAAUUUCCAAUGGAGAUUAGGUACUAUUGUGCAGCAUGGAUCGAAGCACAGGAUUGGCAGGGGAUCAAUGUAGAUGAUCUGAAUAUGGAGCCAAAUGCUAGGAUGUUAUUGCAGGAGUUAAUCCAGCAAGUGAACCAGAAGGCUGAAGGUUUAUCAACAGAUGAAAUGAUGUUUCCGAUACGGCUUAAGUUAUAUCAAUUUGCACGCGAGUUAGACCAACGCUGGAGUAUAUCCCCAUUAAGCUUUGUAAGGACAAUAAGGUAUUGCAUCGAAGUAGAGCACAGUCUAGUUGAUGAUGUUGGUGGAACUUUUUCAAGGUCACCUAUGUCGGAUAGCCAUGAAAAUAUUGAAACAACUUUACAAGAGUUAAGAGUUAUGACAGCUGACACAGAAAAGGAUCUAGAUAAUUUACAACAGAAGCAAGAAAUGUUUGUAUUUCAAUACCAAGAAAAUCUUAAACUUCAAAAUCAGUUAGCUCAAUUACAAUUACUUCCGGAGCGAGAUCCUAAUCGCAUGGCACAGGAACCUACACUGAAGCAGAAAAAGCAAGAUUUAGAGGGCGUUUUGCAGUCAGAAGCUCAACGUCUUUUAGGCAUGAGAAUUAAUUUGGCUGAUAAACACAAAAGAAUGUUUGAGAAAAUUAAAGAAGUACAACAUACAGUAUUAGAAGAUGAGCUGAUACAAUGGAAACGACGACAGCAGCUAGCUGGAAUUGGAGGGCCUCCAGAAGGCACCCUUGAUCAGUUACAAAAAUGGUGUGAGGUGUUAGCUGAAAUCACAUGGCACAAUAGGCAACAAAUCAAGAAAGUGGAGCUGCUAAGGCAGCAGCUUCCUAUGAAUGUACCCGGAAAUGACCUUCUCCCUGAAUUGAAUACGACAAUUACAGCUCUCCUCUCAACACUUGUCACAAGUACAUUCAUAAUUGAGAAGCAGCCCCCACAAGUCCUAAAGAAGGAAACUAGGUUUGCUGCCUCAGUACGGUUACUGGUAGGGGGUAAACUGAAUGUUCACAUGAAUCCACCACAAGUUAAAGCUACCAUCGUCAGUGAAGCUCAAGCAAAGAAUUUACUCAACAAUGAUAACUUAGGAAUGAAUGAAACAAGUGGAGAUAUCUUGAACAACUGUGGUGUCAUGGAGUACCACAAAGAGUCUGGAAACCUUACAGUUACAUUUAGGAAUAUGUCACUGAAGAGGAUCCGACGAGCAGAUAGAAGGGGGUCAGAGUUUGUCACAGAAGAAAAGUUUACAAUCUUGUUCCAAUCAACAUUUUCAAUAGCUAGUGGUGAAUUGAUGUUCCAAGUUAGGACGAUGUCCCUCCCAGUUGUAGUUAUCGUCCAUGGCAACCAGGAAUCCAACGCAUUGGCCACUGUUUUGUGGGACAAUGCCUUUGCAGAGCCAGGAAGGGUCCCAUUUUCAGUGCCAGAUAGAGUAUUGUGGCCAGACAUGGGAAAGGCUCUGAACUCCAAGUUCAUGUCGGCUAAUGGUCGAAGCCUAUCGCUAGAGAACUUAAACUACUUAGCACAGAAGGCUUUCAGUGGGCAAAAUAUCAACACUGAUGAUUACUCGCAGUUGCAAAUUUCAUGGAGUACCUUUAAUAGGGAUCCUUUGCCAGGUAGGAGUUUCACAUUUUGGAAGUGGUUUCAUGGAGUUCAAGAGCUCACACGGAAGCAUUUACGAGGACCAUGGAAUGAUGGGUCUAUCAUGGGUUUUGUAAGCAGAGGUCAAGCCCAAGAUUUACUGCUUAGCCGACCACAUGGUAACUUCUUGUUACGCUUCAGUGAUUCGGAAAUUGGAGGAGUCACAAUAGCAUGGUCUGGGGAUGAUCCUCAAACAGGAACGAGUCAGGUUUGGAAUUUGCAGCCUUUCACCGGUGAAGAUUUCAAUAUCCGUUCACUUGCUGACCGCAUACAAGAUCUACCGCAUCUGGUUUACCUUUACCCCGAUAUCCCAAAGGACACCGCUUUCAGAUCAUAUUAUACACCGAUGUCAGAUCAACCACUUACGACAAACAGCGGCUAUGUAGGCUCAGUUCUUAUUAGUAAAAUUCCACAUAUUCCAGUCUCUUGUCAAGACAACCCAGCAACACCUAGUUCAUCAUACAAUCCUGGUUACGAUCCUCAGUCACCAGGAUCGUCAUGUCCACCAUCAGUAGGCAGUAUGCAUGGCGACCAACAAGCCAUGGGCAAUAUGCAAGAAUCUAUGAUGAAUGAUAUUGGUUCUGACUAUCCAGGCGGCUUUGACGAAGACUUCGAUUUUAGCUCUGUCUCCCUUGAUGACUACACCCAAGAAUACGUCCCUGACAUACCGAUGGAGGUGAUGGAGGAACUUCUAAGAGGGUUUGGGGUCGAAACUUAACGUCAUCUGCUGUUCGUCAGGAACCUGAGCAACGCAAGCACAGCUUAUUCAACCCUGACAUAUAACAGAUUUGUAACAAAAUGUAGUUAAACAAAAUGUGUGGUAUAUGUUAAACAUCACCAUACAAGAUUCUGGAAUGUACUGUAAUCUAUAAAACCUGUGUUGUAUUCUGCAUGUAAAGCCAAAAUAUCACCAGAAUAAUGAAAUAUAUAUUGUUAUACUGUAUAAUCUUACUUAUUAAUUCACAACACUACAAGAGAGGUGACAAAUUAUUCGAUCUUGUAAUCUCAAAUUCUGCUAUUCAAAUGAAUUGUUCUCUUCCAGUGUGUUUUAUUCUGUUGCUUUUUCUCGUGCAAGUAACUUGUAAAGAAUUGCUUAUUGUGUGUGUUCAAUCUACAGAUGCAAGAUCUGCAUGCUUCUAAUCAUUCAUGCUAUCUCUACCAAGAAAACCAAGUCAUUUAACUGCAUGAGUGUGUACUGUAACAUAUUAUUUUGUUCUGUGUGCUUUGUACACUUUUUGUCAAAUUAUGUAUUUGUAAACACACUCAAACAUUGUUAAUUCAUAUAAAGCUUAUGUUUGCAUAUCGAUGCGGAUUACAAAUUGAAAUUUGUCAAAUUGUUUUCAUUAAUGCCAGGAAUGAUUGACACUUUACAGAAAGAUUUUUAAACUAUAUUAAAUGCUAUAAGAUAACGCUUGCAAUUGAGGAAGACAGACUGAUAUCUGUUGUCUCUGUAAGAGCAACAACUACAAGCAUUUUAAUCUACAUCAUAUGUAGAUUAAUACAUUAGUUUUCUUAAAUUUAACAUAGAAUUUAAGUACUCCAUCUUUUUUAGCUGAAUGUAAAUACACACUUGUAAAUGUCGGUGACAGAACUAAGAUCGGACUUUGAAAUCAUGUUGGAAUACAGAUGAUAGAAGUGUACAAAAUUGCAUGACUGUAAAAAAUAUUCAACGAAUAUUUACUGAAAAUGGUUUUGAAAAAGCUGAUAUGAAUUAUCAUUGCUGGUCGCUUGAUUUUGAUAAAGGGGAGAUGGAUUUUUUAAAGAAGAAAAUUGGCAAAAAGUGAACUGAUUGGACAGGGCUGCUGAAUUUAUGAGGGGACAUCGUGUGAAGUAGAUGAAGAUUUUGGAAAAAUGUGCCAAGUGAAGGAUUCAUUUUGACGUUCUCUCAACCUUAUCCGAUGGUGCUUUUGAACUUUGAACUUGAAAACUCGAAGAUCCUCAGCAGUUUGUUUUAAGGUGUAAAUUAAAUAGGGGUUAUUUCUAUGUUUUGUAUACAUCCAUUUUCAUGUGUUUUUAUAUGAUGCCGGAUGGUUGAAGAUUGAGCUGUAGUAGUAUAGUUUUGAAGAGGUAUUUAACACAAGCAUAUUUUUCACCUCUCACUCGCACAGAGAACCUUGUUGCACCAGAAAUCAAAAUCUUAUGUUGUUACCAUGAUCGUCAUGAUAAGAAUAUAUAUUUUAGAAUAAUUUCACAGUUCAGCCGUUUAUUUAGAAUAGAGUUUUUGUUUAAACUAAUAAACCAAAGUGACACUUGUAAUAAAGCUACUGAACUGAUCCAGAGGAUUAAAAAAAAAUAAUUUUUACUAAAAUUAGAUUUCUAAUUAUAUUGAGCACGAGGUGCAACAUGAUUCCUGUGAAUGGGAGAGUACAUUUUGGUUUAUCAUAAUAUUCAGUAAUUCUUUUGGUUUCGUGGAUGACUACAGAUGAAUGAUAUGGCAUCACCACAGACUUAAUAACAACACAUAUGAUAACACUAUAUCAACUGCAGAAUACUAGGAAAUUUGUACAGAAGUUAAAAAUGUGGAGCCUGUAAAAUUGCUGCAAAUUUAUUAUAUCACUGAUAUCACUAUAGAUAUAUGAAGUAUCAUAGAUUGACUGUAUGAUGUGACUACAGACUUGUUUUUCCAGGGAACAACAUAAUGUACAGUAUAGCAUUUUUUCCAACACCUUGAAGGAUUUGCCUCAUGGUUAAAAAAACAUAAAAUCAUGUUGAUAAUAUUGGUGCAGCAACAAGCAAUUUUACCAUCAAUAUUAUUGUAUCAAAUUUGUUAAUAUACUGCCUGAAUUUCAUGGAAAUAAUUGUCCCAAUGCUACUUUAAAAAUAUGAUUGUUAUAAUGUUAACCAUGCAGAGGUAACCAUCAGCAACUGUUAUUGAAAGUUAAACCUUAAAAGAAUUGUUGAUUAAAUUAUUGUAUGCAGCCUUUAGAACCUUCAAACUUGGUUGUUUUUUGUUUUGGUUUUUUUUUUCUGUCAAGGUAGAAUCUAUAUUUGGAUCAUAAAAUAAUGUGAAUCAUUUGUAGAUCUUGUAUCUAUUCCAAUGAAUAUCCAAAGUAUUGUACAAUGUAUUUUUUAUCUUGUUUUCUCUUGACAAUGAUUAGAGUCUGCAUGUUUUCUUCCCAAUUUCAGUUUGAAAUUAUGUUGAGAUAUGCCAACAUUUUUAAGAAUAUAGCCCAGAAAAUAAUAUUGUUAAUGUGACGUAUUGGCGCAUGUAUGAAAACAUAAUUGCGCAGGUAAAAGUAAAUGUGUUAUAGCUUCUAUAACUGUGUAAUGCGUAGACAAGCGCACUAAACUUAGUCAUUUGUGUUAACGACAAAAAUAGCAAAGUCUAAAUAUGUCCACCUUUGUUGAAAAUUUUCAUGCUAUCAACAGGCAAAGGGGUAGCUAUAUGUCGAUCUAUAGCUUCAAACCAGGCAGCCAUGUUGACAUGAUCACUUUUGCUAAAAUUUAAAAAAAUCUCCUAUUAUGAUGUCAGCAACAAAUUGGCAGCAACUUUGUGUAUGUCCACAUUUGUUUAUGAGGUAUUCAUAGUAUUAAAAAAUUGGAUAUCCAUUUAUAUGCCCACAAUUACUAGACACAUUGAUCGAUAGUGUCAACAUCGAAAGAGGUGACCAUGUUAAUAUGUCCACUUUUGCUGAAAAUGUACAUCUAUUUAUAUAUAUAUUUUCAGCUUGGCUUGGGUUGUAUUCAUACAAUUGAUAUUGAAUGGUAGUUAAUAACAAGUCAAGAUUCACAUUUGCUUCAUAUGAGAAGUUGAUUCUGAAUGUAAAGUAAUGUUUCGUUCAGGAGACCUGUUUAUUGCCUGUAAGUGAGGGAGUAAAUAUACCAUAGAUUAUAGAUGUCCUGAAAAGGUGAAUUGUUUAUGUAUCAAACGUAGGUAAAUUUGAUUAUAUGAAUGUUUUAUUUUAAUAUGCAUUCGCCAGAGUUGUCAUAUCCGUAGUUUUAUUGUACGCGACCAUAUUUUUGGAACAAAAUUGGAAAAAUGUACUAAGAUGAACAAGCAUUUGUAUGUUUAUAUAUUUUUUUUAGUGAAAGUUAUUACAUAACAUUGUUUAGUUUCAAUUCCAUUUUUUGUAGUUCUUAAAUAGCUUGACGGUAAUUUGCUGAUACAGUAGUUUUUUUCUAUUGUAGGUUAUGCUAAGAUUGUCUGCUAUUAUAUGAUUUCAAUAAAUCAUCCUCCUGGAUUGUCAGA
This is a messenger RNA of Anneissia japonica, 6169 nucleotides long. RefSeq names its product signal transducer and activator of transcription 5A-like. Gene Ontology annotation, biological process: regulation of transcription by RNA polymerase II; regulation of cell population proliferation; defense response. Bases 269 to 2698 code for a protein of 809 amino acids. The record is from RefSeq and is a predicted model, not a curated record. NCBI's taxonomy places the organism in Eukaryota, Metazoa, Echinodermata, Crinoidea, Comatulida, Comatulidae. Gene Ontology annotation, molecular function: RNA polymerase II cis-regulatory region sequence-specific DNA binding; DNA-binding transcription factor activity, RNA polymerase II-specific. The transcript has 21 exons.